Messenger RNA from Quercus robur (English oak), 2458 nucleotides. RefSeq lists its product as uncharacterized. The transcript has 12 exons. Bases 648 to 2117 code for a protein of 489 amino acids. The record is from RefSeq and is a predicted model, not a curated record. NCBI's taxonomy places the organism in Eukaryota, Viridiplantae, Streptophyta, Magnoliopsida, Fagales, Fagaceae.
AGAAAAAAAAGCGCCAAGAUAGACUGUCUUCUUCGUUUUCCUCUCCAUUCCAAUCCCAAUUUUCACAACCUAACAAAAUCCCUAACCCUAGAAAUCGAAUCCUCUUAUUAAAGUUAUUAUACCCCCAAUUGCUGAUUGAUUUUUAUUCAAAAUCCCAUUCCAUAUAUCUCAACUGCAAAUCCGACCCAAGCAAGCAGCAUUCAAAUCUCUAUCACCAAACCACAUUUAUCAAAAUCUCAGUGGUGGAAGAGAUGAAUGGAAAGAAUAGUAAUGAAAUUGAAAUUGGGAAUUCAAAAUGCCAAGAGAAAGGAAGUACUCAACGUGUACAGGAAGGAGCUUCCCACGAUGAAUUAUGCUGCCAAUACUGGAAAGCAAUCCAUGUUCCUUGAAAGAUGUGUAACAAAUGGGUGUAGCUGGACAGUUGAUUAAUAUCUGCACACUGCUGAUGGUAAUAUUAAGUUAAAAAGUAUUAGUAGGUUAUCAAUCAUCAAUUUUUCUUCUUUUCUUUUCUCUGCAGGAAAUAUUGUACAUUGCUUUUGAAAUCCAACUCUUUGGGAGAUUUCGGAGAGGUAAUAGCCGCAAUUACUUAUCAAAUAGUCCCUGCUGAUACUCAACAUGCUGAGAUCCCUCUUGCUGCUGUUAGUUCAAUGUACCAACACAAGGGUUUGGGUUGCUUAUUGUAUGUGGAAUUGAGAAGGAGACUGCACAAUGUUGGUAUUCGCACAAUAUUCUGUUGGGGAGACAAGGAAUCUGAAGGAUUUUGGUUUAAACAGGGUUUUGUAUCAAUAGCAGAGGUUGACAAUAAGGGUAGAGCUCGUAGGCUGCCUAUUAAAGCUGAUAUACGGAAAGCAUUAUGCUUUCCUGGAGGUUCAACCCUCAUGGUUUCUCAUCUUAACAAGGAACUUGCAGAUAAUUCUGCAGGUUCUCUAAGAUUGUGUAUACCAUUAAAGCCUCAUGAGAAGUCUUCAUCAUCUGCUGUUAUUGGAGUUCAACAACUUGGAAUUUCUAGAGACGGUUGUCAUUCUCCAAUUAAACCAUACCGAAUGAUCUCUGGAGCUAAGAACAUUCCACCUGAAGUGUUGGUGAAUGAUGGCCUCUCACAAAAAGAUGACAAGUUAGAUGGAGCAGAUGGUAACAAGAUGGCUGUUGGUGAAGAAUUGUCCGAGAUUGGAGCUGAACCUAAUGCAAAACAUUGUUCUUGUUCUACGAAGGGUGCAAAGAGGAGGGUUUGGGAGGCCUCUUUAUCUUCAUUGAAGUCAAAGAAGAUAAAAGGAAGCCAUUCAAUUGACUGUCAAUUAGAUUCUUGUCCUAAAGCUUUAGAAAGUGAUGGAAAUCUUUCUUGCUUUCAUGGAUAUUCCUUGGACUCUUCGAGAAACAAAUCUUUGUUGGGAGUUACUCCAACAGCUUCUGUAAGACAAAGUAAGUGCUUGAAAAAAAGUGCUGAAGAACAUAAAUCUGUUAAUAUAUUUCCAGAAGGUCCAGCCAGUAAGGAACUUCAGUCAAAGGGAGAAUGCUUUAGAAUAAUGUUGAUGAAUAUUGCUGAUGAUGCUAAGAAAACUUGUCUCACCAAGGUAAUUGAAGACCUUGGUGGUGCUGUUAUCUCUAAUGGAAGCUUAUGCACGCAUGUUGUCACAGGAAAAUUGAGAAAAACACUGAAUUUUUGCACUGCUCUAUGUUCAGGAGCUUGGAUAGUCUCACCUAAUUGGUUGAAAGAAAGCUUCCGUGAGGGAAAAUUUGUGGAUGAAUCACCCUACAUAUUAAAUGAUGAUGAAUAUGCGUUGAAGUACAGAGCUGAGUUAAAAUGUGCAGUUCUAAGAGCAAAAUCCAGCCCCCAAGCUUUGCUCAAAGGGUAUUAUGUUUGCAUAGCUGCUCAUGUUCAACCCCCUGCUAAGACCCUAUCAGCCAUUGUUAGGUCUGCUGGUGGAGAGAUCAUUCGUGGACUGGAGAAGGUGAAUAAAUCAAGCAAAACAAUCUUUGUGGCAUGUGAAGAAGACAUGGAAGUAGCACUUUUGGCUGUAAAGAAAGGGAUAUGGACUUUCAGUAGUGAUUGGUUAAUGAACUGUGUCAUGAGACAAGAGUUUGACUUGGAGGCCCCCCAAUUUGCAGAGUCCCUAUAAGGAGACUAACACAUUGUGUAUAUCAAGUUCAAUUAAAUUUACAAUUCUAACUAUAAAAAGGAGAGAAAAUCAGAAGAUCUGUUAAUUAUUCAAAAUCUUAUUUAUUGUCUCAUGAAUAGAGAAAGGUAAAGUCAUUUUAUUGCAAAGCUCCUUGGAUGGCAUAAGGCCCUUUUUCUUUGUAAUGGAAGUGAAGGACUGUUGCUAGUAGAUAAAAAUGUGUUAUUUUGGAAGCAAAUCUGUGAAUUGCAUCAAGAAACUUGGCAUGCAUGGAAUUGCUUUGUAGCAAAUAUUGCUUUAACAAUAACAUUUCUCUAGGUAAUGAGGAAAAUUAUUUGGAGUUA